ACAGGGGUCAUGGCCUUGCGCCGAGAAGGUCAAAAAAUUCUCUUCAGGUCAUUGGGCGUGCGAAUGGGUACAGGAAGGCUUGCGUGCUCGUGGUCGUCACGCAACAGACUGACUGCUGGAGGAUCGCACGCGCCAAGGUCCCCGACGGCCCUCGCGACUCCCCCCUUGCUGCCUCUUUCCUCCGCCGCCAUUCGGACAGUUCCCAAUGCCAAAUCGAAGGGCGUUGCCGCGGCCUUCUUGCUAGGAUCGAUGUUGCUUGGACACGCGUAUGAGGACUCCACUGCUCGCGCCGACGCUAAGCCCCUCCCUCCCAAGGGCUCCGCCCACGGAAAUGGCCUCGGCCGCUAUUUCGUCGCCGACGCAGUCGAGGCCGCCGCACCUGCUGUUGCCAAUAUCACGGUGAACAUUCGUUUCCACGCGGGGCGGUGGACCCCAACUUAUGCCACGCAAUCGGGAUCCGGCUUUGUCAUCAGCGAAGACGGCUUGGUCGUCACGAAUGCGCACGUGAUAGCCUCCAGCAUGGGGGGUGAUGAACCCGUCAUGAUCACCCUCACAGACGGACGGAAAUUUUCGGGGAAAGUCCACAGCAUCGACGCCCGAACGGACGUGGCCUUGCUGCAAGCCGACACCCAGGGCGCCAAGCUGCCAGUGGCUCGGAUCGGACAGAGCAGCAACCUGCGGCCGGGGGAAUGGGUAGUGGCUCUAGGCAGCCCGCAGGGCCUGGCGAACACCGUGACGGUCGGGAUCGUCAGCACGGUGGCCCGCUUGGGCUCGGAGCUGGGGCUCAUGCACACACGGGCGGAGUACAUACAGACAGACGCGGCCAUCAAUGCGGGAAAUUCCGGGGGGCCUUUGGUAAACCUGGACGGGGAGGUGGUGGGGAUCAACAGCAUGAAAUUGGAGUACUCCGACGGCAUCGGCUUUGCCAUUCCCAUCGACUCCGCCUUCCAAGUCGUCCAGCAGCUGAUCAAAUACAAGCGGGUCCGACGGCCCUACGUGGGCCUGUCCUUCCGCCUCGUGAACGUGGAAGGCGCCGAGGGAGAGCGGGCCGGGGAAAAAGAAUUGGGUAUGCUGGUGCUGGAGGUCAAGGCCGGGAGCCCCGCGGAGAAAGCCGGCCUUCAGGAAGGAGACGUGGUGAUUGAAAUCGACGGCUCGCGGGUGAAGGGCCUGGGGGAUGUCACGGAGAAGAUCGGAUUGGAACCGGAGAAGACCUUCACGGUGAAGGUUAUGAGGCAUGGGCAGCGAUAUCCCUUGAUGAUGAGCGUGACGAGCGUGGCCGAUGAAAGGAAGAGAUGAAGCCGGGAAAGGGGAAGUAAUAGAAGCUAGGUUGCGCAGUAGGACGGCAUGGGGAAAAAAAAACUGGUAUAGAUUCGUCCUGAGGAUGGGAAGCCAAAUUUA
Molecule: messenger RNA, 1398 nt
Organism: Nannochloropsis gaditana CCMP526
Product: protease
Exons: 5
Coding region: 10-1296 (428 amino acids)
Biological process (GO): proteolysis
Molecular function (GO): protein binding; serine-type endopeptidase activity
Source: RefSeq, a predicted model, not a curated record